Malania oleifera is the source of this 3383-nucleotide messenger RNA. Its product is annotated as protein ALTERED PHOSPHATE STARVATION RESPONSE 1-like. The transcript has 4 exons. The record is from RefSeq and is a predicted model, not a curated record. NCBI's taxonomy places the organism in Eukaryota, Viridiplantae, Streptophyta, Magnoliopsida, Santalales, Ximeniaceae. The coding region runs from base 228 to 2252 and encodes 674 amino acids.
AUCAUCUUCUUCUGUUUCUCCCUCUGCUCCUCAACCUCAGAACUCUCUCUCUCCUCUCUCCAUAAAAGCUCAAGUUUCCUUCCACAAAUUCUCUGUACCUCUCCCUCUCUCUCUCUCUCUCUCUCUCUCUCUCUCUCUCUCUCUCCUGAUUUCGUAGUACUCGAGAAGCUGUAUCAGAGUAAGAGUGAGGGAAGGUUGUCCCCAGGUACACGUGGCACGUGGCCUUCAUGGGCUGCAACGCCUCCAAGCUCGACGACCUCCCAGCCGUGGCCCUCUGCCGGGACCGUUGCACCUUCCUCGCCGACGCAAUUCACCACCGCUCCGUCCUCGCCAACGCCCAUGUUGCCUACUUGCAAUCGCUCCGGCGAGUGGGCCCCGCUCUCCGCCGCCUCUUCGAUCAACCCUGCGAUCACUCUCCUCCCCAAUCCAACGGCGAUCCUCCACCGCCUCCUCCUCCGGCCGCCGCUCCCGGUCAUUCCCACCGUAUCCACUCCAGUUCUGAUUCCGAAUCCUCACACCAUUCGACUUCUUCUUCCCCAUUGCACACCCAAAUUCAGAACGACUUUGUCAGUGACGAAACCCUAAAUUAUUCAAAGAAUCAGCCGUUGCCCUCAGCGACUUAUUCAUAUCCCAAUUACUUCGAUUACUCCUCCCAAAACGGCGGAUUUGAUGGUUCAUUUGCCUCUUCCAUCGUGCCGCGGCCGGUGGGUUCUAAAUCGCCUCCGCCGCCUCCGGCUCCGACCGUCCACUCGCCUUGGGACUUCUUGAAUCUCUUCGAGUCGUACGACAGGUACGAACUUGCUUAUCCUUCUAAUCGGAGCUCGAAGGAAGGAGCGCAAGAGGAGGAAGCGGUUGCGAACUCGACAGAAACGCAACGGAGUCGGCGGGGCGAAUCGGUAGCGGUGGAGGAGGAUGUUGAUCGUGAGCCAGAGAUUGAGGUUCCGGUGGUGGACAAGAAUGUAAUUACAGAUAAAGAGGAGUCUAAAGAAGGGAAAGUGAGCAAUUCCGCUGCUCCUCCGAGCGUUUCCGAUGUUAAAAAAGAAAUAGAGAUUCUCUUGCUGAGAGCUUCAGAGUGUGGCGAUGAGGUUUCCAAGAUGCUCGAGGUGGGCAAACUGCUUUAUCCUCAGAAGAAUGCAGUUUCUCAAGUGUCUUCCAAGAUGCUGCAAGCAAUUUAUCCAUCUUCACCCUCCAUUGAGAAGAUUGGAUCUAUUAAUCUGAAUUUUGAUGAUGAAGCUGCGGGGAUGAGUUCUCGAAAUCUAUCUUCUACCAUGAGGAAGCUGUACGUGUGGGAGAAGAAACUCUAUGAUGAAGUGAAGGGGGAGGAAAAAUUGCGGAUGAUUCAUGAGAAGAAGUGCAAGCAGCUUAAAGUUAUGGAUGAGAAGGGGGCUGAUGCUCAUAAAGUUGAAUCCACUCAAACUUUAAUCAUGACUUUAUCUACGAAAAUUAGAAUCGCAAUUCAGGUUGCUGACAAGAUAUCGAUUACUAUAAACAAGUUGAGGGACGAAGAAUUGCGGCCACAGAUUAAGGAAUUAAUUCAUGGGUUAAUUGGAAUGUGGAAGAGCAUGCUAGAAUGUCACAGGAGCCUGUGCCAAGCGGCUGCAGAAGCUAAAAUAUUAAAUUCUAUAGCAUCCAAGGGAAAGCUUAGUGAUGAUUCUCUUGAAGCUGUAAUGCAGCUGAAGUUGGAGCUUCAAAACUGGAAUCUAAGCUUCUCCAAUUGGACGGACUCCCAAAAAGGAUAUAUUAAAUCCUUGAAUGGUUGGCUUCUUAGAUGUUUUUUUUACGGACCAGAACAAACACCCGAUGGAUUGGCCUCCUCUCCCAGCAGCAUCGAUGCUCCUCCUGUGUUUGUGAUUUGUAGUCAGUGGUUGCAAGUUCUGGAACGGCUAUUACAGAAUGAAGUGACUGAAGCCAUGCAGGUUUUCUUUGUCAGAUUGAAUGAGCUCUUUGAACAGCAUAAUGUUGAUAUGCACCAAAGGAUGAUGGCUGACAAGGAUAUGGAGAGAAGAGUGAAGAGCUUAGAGAGAGAGGAGCAAAAGAUUCAGAAGUUGAUUCAAGCCCGGGAUAAGAAAAUGGGUUUAGCAGCCACGGGAAGUAGUGCCAUUUUUCUCGGAACACUUGUACAUCCAACUGACAGUUCAGAUGUUUAUGGUCUUCACUCUGGCUUGAAGCAGAUUUUUGAAGUUAUGGAGAGGUUCAUGGACAAUUCUGCGCAGGCUUAUGAGGAACUUUGUCUUCAAAUCAAUAACAUGUGAUUCACUUCAGAGAACCCAAAAGUUCCAUAGUUUUGGACCCUUUGUCUUGACUUCCUGUGUCAUUCUCAGGAUCUGUUCUUUCCCCUCCUCCACCGCAGUUUAUUUCUUCUACUCAUCUUUCCCUGGGGUUGAUUGUUCUUCUUAAGCAACCUCCCAGUAGUUCAUCUGGAGAUAUUUUUCAAUAACAUCAGACCCGGUUGCUUCUUUAUUCUUGGUUUAUUUUAAUGGGCUCAUUGGGGCUGGCCGAUCGACUAAUUCCAGUUUACUUGAGAUGGUUUGGAAGUGGAUGACAAACUUGACCCGCAUUAGGCACAAUCCCUUUGUAGUUGGAGAGGGUGAACCAUUGAUGUGUAACCACUCGGUACUUCUAUACUGGAAGUGUUAUAACCAAAUCCUGCAUUGGAAGAAUUCCUGUGGUUUUGCUGAGUUGCCAAUGCUGGUGGCAAGAGUAGAAUUCCCACUGGUUUUAUAUCUGUUGAUGCCUGUAGCACUUCUGGAAGGUCAUAUCAGGUGAUACUGAAAGAAAGCAAGAUGUCAUAAGAUAAGCAAAAAUCUAAUGUGAGUCCUUCGAAUACUUUCCAGAUGACUUGUUUUCCUAAUAUUUGGUUUUUUUUUUUAACUCUCCCCAGGUAUGAUGCUGGUGGGAUUUCAAAGUUCUCCAGCAGAUUGCACCAGUGAAUUGGGUGUAUCGGCAAUGAGGUCUCAAUAGUGCAAGCCCUACAUGUUGCUGAUUUUUGCAUCAUUUGCCACUCAUGGGGUAAUCAUCAGAUGAGCUCGCAGCCACCCGUUUGAUUUUGAUCUGGUUACCAUCAACCCAAUCUGAAGAAGUCUCACCUGACUUGAACUUCAUUUGGAUUUGGAUUUGUGAAUGAUAUGAUUUAGAAUGACUCUUGUAUUCAUCAUGAUGUUACAUUUUUUUUUUUUCCUAGAGGAGAAGUCAGUCACAGGUGGAGAAGGGAGAUUUCCUAAUCAAACUGGGGGAAAUUUGGUUCUGUUGCCCAGCACUCGUCUUCAUGGAUUUGGUCAUUUGUGAAAGCCCCCUCUAAUCUGUUUACUUAUCUGUAGAGUAAUAUCAGGUUUCUAUUGAAAAACACUCUCUAACCCAUUUAGUGUUACAUAGCUUUCCGAUUA